AUGACAUCGUCGAACGGCGCACAAGGAAACAGAAUGUGGGAACUCACUGACUACGAAAUCCAGCGAUCUCCCCAGGAAUUGCUUCCAGACUCUAGCCUGGUAGUAGUGGACGAAAGUGUUCGCGAAGAGCUCACGUGCCCCAUUUGCCUGGGCCUUCUCUACAACACCGUCGCGACGAGAUGCCUGCACCGGUUCUGCGAGGUGUGCAUCACCACAUCACUUCGCCGGUGCAACAACUAUUGCCCCACCUGUCGCCGCAAGAUUCCCUCGAAGAGAUCGCUGCGGCGCGACCAUCGCAUGGACGCUCUGAUCGCCGCGCUCUACCCGAACGGCGACGACGAGGAGGACGAAGCGAGACGCGCGGCUGCACCUCGUGAGUUGUCGAGUAGCCAGCCGUUGCAGGCCGGGCUACAGGGCAUGCCUCGUCGAGGAGGCGAGCAGCACGCUUUGCAAGGACCACCGUACCAGUGA
This is a messenger RNA of Dermacentor albipictus, 471 nucleotides long. Lineage: Eukaryota; Metazoa; Arthropoda; Arachnida; Ixodida; Ixodidae. The record is from RefSeq and is a predicted model, not a curated record.